This is a messenger RNA of Chelonia mydas (Green sea turtle), 6073 nucleotides long. Its product is annotated as zinc finger protein 436. Lineage: Eukaryota; Metazoa; Chordata; Testudines; Cheloniidae. Gene Ontology annotation, biological process: central nervous system development; regulation of transcription by RNA polymerase II. The record is from RefSeq and is a predicted model, not a curated record. Bases 148 to 2184 code for a protein of 678 amino acids. The transcript is spliced from 5 exons. Gene Ontology annotation, molecular function: RNA polymerase II cis-regulatory region sequence-specific DNA binding; DNA-binding transcription factor activity, RNA polymerase II-specific. Gene Ontology annotation, cellular component: nucleus.
CUCCAUCUCCCAGCAGGCCCGGCGCGCCGCAGUUUCCGGGCAUGCGCAGCUCGCGCCGGGUCGUGGGGGCCGUUUUUCCGCCCUUAGUCCUGCGUCCGCGGAGGGAGCCCGGCCCGGGGACCGACAGCGGGCUACAGAAUAACGUCGAUGUUUUGCUCCGGAUUGUCCCACUGUUCCACAGGAAAGGCAAUGGCUGCAGCAGAGUUAUCUGAGGGGCCGGUGACUUUCGAGGAGGUGGCUGUGUAUUUCACCGAGUCAGAGUGGGCUCUGCUGGACCCCGCUCAGAGAGCCCUCUACAGAGAUGUCAUGCAGGAGAACUAUGAGUCUGCGGCCUCACUGGGGUUUCCAGUUUCCAAACCUGAUGUGAUCUCCUGCCUGGAACGAGGGGAGGAGCCAUGGGUCCCAGACCUCCGGGACUCUGAGGAAAGAGAGACCCCGAGAGAUACCUGCACAGCAGAUGAUGGGAUGGUGAAUGAGAAUGAGGAGGAGAAUCCUCAACAAGACGAUGCUGAGCAAGUAGAAGCACAUGAGACGUUAUCGGAAAGAUCCAAAGGGAAUGUUUCCUCGAAUUGUGCGCAAGCAAAUGCCUGUGAGAGUCAGCACAGACCAGAAGAAAAGUUCAGUAGAGGCUCAGACCUUAUUAGACAUGAGAGAAUCAACACCGGGGGAACACCGUACAUCUGCCUGGAGUGUGGGAAAACCUUCAAACAUAACUCAGUCUUUAUCAUACAUCAGAGAAUCCACACUGGAGAGAGACCAUACAUGUGCCCCGUGUGUGGGAAAAGCUUCAGUCGCAGCUCAAACCUUAUCACACAUCACAGAAUCCACACAGGGGAGAAACCCUACACUUGCCAUGAGUGUGGGAAAAGCUUCAGUCGGAGCUCAGAGCUUAGGAUACAUAGGAGAAUCCACACAGGAGAAAGACCCUACACUUGCUGUGAGUGUGGGAAAAACUUCAUUCGGAGCUCAGAGCUUAAUAAGCACCAGAGAAUUCACACUGGAGAGAGACCCUACAGAUGUACUGAGUGUGGGAAAGACUUCAUUUAUAGCUCACAGCUUGUCACACAUCAGAGAAUCCACACUGGAGAGAGACCGUACUCAUGCCCUGAGUGCAGAAAAGGCUUCACUUCUAGCUCACAGCUUGUCUCGCAUCAGAGAAUCCACACAGGAGAGAGACCCUAUUCAUGCCCUGAGUGCGGGAAAAGCUUCAGUUCUAACUCACAGCUUGUCUCACAUUGGAGAAUCCACACAGGGGAGAGAUCCUAUCCAUGCCCUGUGUGUGGGAAAAGCUUCACUCAUAGUUCACAGCUUAUCACACAUCAGAGAACCCACACGGGAGAGAAACCAUACACAUGUCCUGAGUGUGGGAAGAGCUUCAGUCGGAGCUCAAACCUUAUCAUGCAUCACAGAAUCCACACAGGUGAGAAACCCUACACUUGCCUUGAGUGUGGGAAAAGCUUCAGUCGGAGCUCAGAGCUGAUCAGACAUCAGAGAAUCCACACAGGAGAGAGACCCUACACGUGUCCAGAGUGCAGGAAAAGUUUCACUCGGAGCUCAGAUCUUAGUAAGCACCAGAGAAUCCACACUGGAGAGAGACCCUACAGAUGUCCUGAGUGUGGGAAAGGCUUCCGUUAUAGCUCACAUCUUGUCUCACAUCGGAGAAUCCACACAGGAGAGAGACCCUACUCGUGCCCUGUGUGUGGGAAAAGCUUCACUGAUAGUUCCCAGAUGAUCACACAUCAGAGAAGCCACACAGGGGAGACCCCCUACACAUGUCCGGAGUGUGGGAAAGGCUUCAGUUGGCACUCAAACCUUAUCACACAUCAGAGAAUCCAUACGGGAGAGAAACCAUACACAUGUCCUGAGUGUGGGAAAAGCUUCAAUCGGAGAUCAAACCUUGCCGCACAUCACAGAAUCCACACAGGGGAGACACCCUAUAGCUGCCCUGCGUGUGGGAAAAGCUUCAGUCGGAGCUCAGAGCUCAUCAUACAUCAGAGAAUUCACACAGGAGACAGACCCUACACUUGCUGUGAGUGUGGGAAAAGCUUCAUUCGGAGCUCAGAGCUUAUCAUACAUCAGAGAAUCCACACUGGAGAGAGACCCUAUAGAUGCUCUCAAUGCGAUAAAGGCUUCAGUUAUAGCUCACAGCUUGUCUCACAUCAGAGAAUCCACACAGGAGAAUAACACUAUAUUUGUAUUCAGUAGGGCUGCCCAAAGAUUUUUUGUUUCUUUUUUGUUGUGGGUUUUUUGGUUGGUUGGUUUUUUAAUGUAUUGGCUAAUUCCCACAUAUUGGUCUUUAAGGUUGAUUGCACCAUUUCCUUUACUGUUGUCUCUCAGCUCCCCUCAGGUGAGUUGCUAUCUUCUACCUUUUGCAGUUCACCUUACUUUGGGGUGAAUCCUGUGAUCCUUUUUUUCAGCUCUUUAAUUUUAUGAGUUAUGGGAGUGUGUGUCCCUCCAGGCAGAAAUGUCCGUCUGUCCGAGUUGGGGGAGAGAGGGUUGACCUCAUCUAGCUACAGUGAGAUAAAAACUAUCUGUGCCUUGUCUCCACUAGAACUGUACAUUGAGUUAGGCCAUGUCUACACUACUACUUAUGUCAGCAAAACUUAUGUCGCUCAGGGGUGUGAAAAAAGCCCACACUCCUGAGUAACAUAAGUUUUGCCAGCAUAAUUGGCAGUGUGCACAGCGCUAUGUUGACAGGAGAGCUUCUCCCACCGACAUAGCUACCGCCGCUCAUUGACAGUGGUUUAAUUAUGUCAACGGGAGAGCUCUCUCCCACCAGCAUAGAGCAACUACACAAGAGAUCUUACACCAGCACGGCUGCAUCAGUACAGCUGUGCCACUAUAAGAUCUCUAAUGUAGACACCGCCUAAAUUGCUCAGAUUGGCUAUCUUGAUGUAAAAACACAACUCUUUUCAGGAAAGACUUAACCCAGGUGCAAUGGUUGUGAUUAGCUUUCCCCUUGUGCUGACCUGAUCUCCAUCACUCUUCAGCCUGGGCUACACUGGGGGGGCAGGGGUUGAACUAAGAUACAUGACUUCAGCUAUGCUAUUUGUGUAGCUGAAGUCGAAGUAUCUUAGUUCAACUUACCUGGCCGUCCUCACGGUGGCGAGUCGACCACGGCGGCUCCCCCGUUGACUCUGCUUACUCUUCCUGCCGAGGUGGAGUACAGGCAUCAAUUCGGGGAUUGAUCUCUAUCCCAUAUCAAGGUUCCUUCCCCACUCUGAACUCUAGGGUACAGAUGUGGGGACCUGCAUGAAAACCCCCCUAAGCUUAUUUCUACCAGCUUAGGUUAAAACUUCCCCAAGGUACAAACUAUUUUACCUUUAGCCCCUGGACUUUAUUGCUGCCACCACCAAGCGUCUAAUAAAUAUAUAACAGGGAAAGAGCCCACUUGGAAACGUCUUUCCCUCCAAAAUCCUCCCAAAACCUACACCCCCUUUCCUGGGGAAGGCUUGAUAAAAAUCCUCACCAAUUUGCAUUGGUGAACACAGACCCAAACCCUGGGAUCUUAAGAACAAUGAAAAAUCAAUCAGGUUCUUAAAAGAAGAAUUUUAAUUGAAGAAAAAGUAAAAGAAUCACCUCUGUAAAAUCAGGAUGGUAAAUACCUUACAGGGUAAUCAGAUUCAAAACAUAGAGAAUCCCUCUAGGCAAAACCUUAAGUUACCAAAAGACACAAAAACAGGAAUGUCCAUUCCAUUCAGCACAACUUAUUUUAUCAGCCAUUUAAACAAAACAGAAUCUAACGCAUAUCUAACUAGAUUGCUUAUUAGCCCUUUACAGGAGUUCUGCAUUCCUGCUCUGGUCCCCGCAAAAAAAAAACACAGACAGAGAGAACCCUUUGUUUCCCCGCACACACCCUCACCCUCCAGCUUUGAAAGUAUCUUGUCUCCUCAUUGGUCAUUUUGGUCAGGUGCCAGCGAGGUUAUCUUAGCUUCUUAACCCUUUACAGGUGAAAGGGUUUUUCCUCUGGCCAGGAGGGAUUUAAAGGUGUUUACCCUUCCCUUUAUAUUUAUGACAGGUGCCAAGGCCCUUUUCAGUUUGAGGAGGCCAGCUAUUAGAGCACAUCCAUUUAACCCUCAGACUAGGCUGUGGAAACCUUCAGAACUUUUAUUUUUUGUGUCACAUGAAGCCGUGUUCUCAGCUCUCUGUGCUUAGGUAUCAUGCUCUGAUCCUAAAUCAGACUCGUUGGGGCUGGAAAUGAGUGUCACAGACCUACAGGGGGAAUUUGAAAGGAUCCCAAACAGAUUAACCUUUCUGUGCUUUAAUCCUUGUUUCUGUCUAUUGGCAAAGUUGCUUUCAGGAUUUUUCCAGCUGAGCUGGGAUUGUUUCCAAAUGGGAAGAUUGGCUGAUAUUCACCAUUAUGAUAAUUCUAAAACCUUUGUAACUAGCAUGACAGAAUAGUGGAGAUGCUGAGUGAAGAAGGUUUGAAUGGAUCAGAGGACAGUGCAAUAGGAAAAUCUGUUCUAAUUUGGCAUCAUGAGAUGUAAGAUGUUCUGGAGUUUCAUUUUAUAUGAUACUGAAACUGUCUUAUUCUCUUGUGUGUUUUGGGUUUCUCUCUUUCCUGAGGGCAUUUGAUAACAUAACUGGACUUUAGUUUCUCUAUGAUAGGGUGAAGUUCAGGUUUUUGGAGGAGUUUGAAACGACCAUUUACUAAAACAACAAUUUCUUUCAUGUGUGUCUAUUUUUCCACUCCUCCAUUAUGACAUGGAGGAGGUCCAAGAGCAGUUCAGUCGUCAGGAACGAGCACUCAAAGCUAUUGGAUUUGCUACCACAGAAACAGUAGCACUUUAAAAAUUCUACAUCUAACUAAGGAAUGGAAUUGAGUAACAAUGUGAUCAUAUAGUUUGGGUCAAUAUUGUCUUAGAGGAUUCAAGGACAAUAUUCCACAGUAAGUGACUCGGAACUCAGCAAAAUGCCCAUGUAUUUGGGUCGCAAGGCAGUUGUGGCCCAGACCUAACAGGUGUAUUCUGAAGAUCUCUCUUUUAUAAUCAAGUGCACAUUGCGUAUUAUUUCAGAACACAUUUCCUACCUAUGUAGAGAUGGAGAAAAUGGAAGUGGUAUUUUUGCUGAGUUUACACCUUAUAGAUGCUGCAAAUAUGUAUAAAAUAAAAUCCGUUGUGAGUGUGAGAUAGCUGCAGCAGUCGAUCUAUUUUUAAUAGAUACCCCACCUUUGGUAACUUACAUGGCUUGUGAACCAGGCCCAUAUCUGUGCCACCAGAUUAAUAAAUAAACUGGGCAUGCUUGGUUGGGGAAGUGAUUCCUCACUCUGACUACUGAGAUUUUCUGUGAUGUGGUAAAGGAGUCUACUCCAGAGAAGUAAAGUUACCCUGACCAUGGCUAAGGAUUAGACUAGUUUUUAAGUAGAAAUAAUAGGCACCCAGUGUUUGAUUUUUACCCCAGAGAUGGAAACUAGGGUAACUUUAGGCUCAGGUAACCUGUUUAUGUUAGAACAUUAUCUCUUAGUUCAGUGGCAGAUUAUGGUUCAAAUGAUGUUGUGGUAAGAUAUUGGGGAGUUGUUGUCCUUUACCAUUUGGAUCCAGAGUUUUAUGAGCCAAAGAAAGAAACAGUUGAUGCCUUCAGAGGACAGCCCUUCCCCAUGGAUCCCUAUCUGGCUGUCUUGUUGGAGAAGAAGAACUUCCAUGCUGUGCAAGUGAUGUUAACCUAUGAGGGAAUGAAUGUCAGACUCCCAAGCUCAGACUGCAGGACUGAUGACUGUUGAGUCCUGAUUCCAUGGUUCUGGCUCUCAGUUUUGCUCCCAUGUCCUAUGAAUUUGCAUCGCUUCUCCAUCUCCUGCAACUUUGAAAGAUUAGAAAUUGUGAAAAUAGAAUACAAAUGUUUUUUCUCAAGAGAACACAUCUGAGAUGACUUCCACCAACACUUAUGAUCGAAGACCCAGAGAGAAAUGAACUCCCAGAAAUAGAAGGCACCUAUGUUAGUACAGAACACAACUUUACACAAGACUUACUUGGUGGAAAAGGGGAUUCAGAGAAAACUAACACAGAUGAUAAAAUUGUGUAGCCUUCAGAUAUGUUGUUACCAGUGAAAAUGAAAUUAAACAAAGUUUAUUGCAGAA